UGAACGCCAAGCCUCUGGCUAUAUAAAGGGAACCUUGGGGAAGGAUUCCACAGUCCAUAGUGCAGAAGCAGGGGGGAAAAGAAUUAAGUGUCUCCUCAGCCAAGCAAAUCCUCCACUCAUCAUGCUUCCUCCUGCCAUUCAUCUCUCUCUCAUUCCCCUGCUCUGCAUCCUGAUGAGAAACUGUUUGGCUUUUAAAAAUGAUGCCACAGAAAUCCUUUAUUCUCAUGUGGUUAAACCUGUUCCAGCACACCCCAGCAGCAACAGCACCCUGAAUCAAGCCAGGAACGGAGGCAGGCAUUUCAGUAGCACUGGACUGGAUCGAAACAGUCGAGUUCAAGUGGGCUGCAGGGAACUGCGGUCCACCAAAUACAUUUCGGACGGCCAGUGCACCAGCAUCAGCCCUCUGAAGGAGCUGGUGUGCGCGGGAGAGUGCUUGCCCCUGCCGGUGCUUCCCAACUGGAUCGGAGGAGGCUAUGGAACAAAGUACUGGAGCCGGAGGAGCUCCCAGGAGUGGCGGUGUGUCAACGACAAGACGCGCACCCAGAGGAUCCAGCUGCAGUGUCAGGACGGCAGCACGCGCACCUACAAAAUCACCGUGGUCACGGCGUGCAAGUGCAAGAGGUACACCCGGCAGCACAACGAGUCCAGCCACAACUUUGAAAGCGUGUCGCCCGCCAAGCCCGCCCAGCACCACAGAGAGCGGAAGAGAGCCAGCAAAUCCAGCAAGCAUAGUCUGAGCUAGACCUGGACUGACUAGAAAGCAUCUGCUACCCAGAUUUGAUUGCUUGGAAGACACUCUCGAGCCUGCCAUUGCUCUUUCCUCACUUGAAAGUAUAUGCUUUCUGCUUUGAUCAAGCCCAGCAGGCUGUCCUUCUCUGGGACUAGCUUUUCCUUUGCAAGUGUCUCAAGAUGUAAUGAGUAGUUUGCAGUGAAAGCCAGGCAUCCUGUAGUUUCCAUCCCCUCCCCCCACCCCAGUCAUUUCUUUAAAAGCACCUGAUGCUGCAUCCUGUUACAGUUUAAAAAAA
Mus pahari (shrew mouse) is the source of this 1025-nucleotide messenger RNA. It is a transcript of the gene Sostdc1, whose product is annotated as sclerostin domain containing 1. Gene Ontology annotation, biological process: negative regulation of Wnt signaling pathway; negative regulation of BMP signaling pathway. The record is from RefSeq and is a predicted model, not a curated record. NCBI's taxonomy places the organism in Eukaryota, Metazoa, Chordata, Mammalia, Rodentia, Muridae. The coding region runs from base 122 to 742 and encodes 206 amino acids. The transcript has 2 exons. Gene Ontology annotation, molecular function: BMP binding.